Messenger RNA from Klebsormidium nitens, 1812 nucleotides. The record is from the annotation of a GenBank genome assembly. NCBI's taxonomy places the organism in Eukaryota, Viridiplantae, Streptophyta, Klebsormidiophyceae, Klebsormidiales, Klebsormidiaceae.
CCUCUGGCCUGUUGGAAGGGGGAAGGCGGUCAAGCGCAAAAAGCGAUGUCAGAAAGGGGCCGUUUUUAACGAUCAGGCGAGCUAUCUCGCGGGGUAAAGCGGCCGUUUCUUGAAGUAUCGUCAAAGCCGGCUUGAAAUGUUCCGUCAAAGCUUCCUUUGAACUUUCGGGAAGGAAGGGUAGUCUAUUACCAAUGAAGAUGGAAGCUGGAUCAGUGGCUACAAAGCUGGCCCUAUUCGAUCUCUACAGCUACAGCUAGAGCAGCUUUGGAAGAAGCACUAGGGAGGCGCAGGCAGCUGCCAGGCGGCUCAAUGUACUGUUUUACAAGCUGCAAUUCUGGUUUCAAAGCCCUUAGGUAGCACCAAGGAGACAGCAUUUACAAAUCUUGUUGGGGUUUAAGCAAACAUCCUGCAGUAAAUCUAGAGAUAGCAAGCUGCAGAAACAAUGCUCGAGGAACGAGUGGCAGACUGAUUGUUACAACCUGUCUUUCAAUGCAAGUAAGGGAAUAGGAAGCAUGGUAGGAGUGGAAUCAACUACCUAGGGCAGACUCACUGACAAGUUGGUACAGUUGGUGCAGCUCAAUAAGGGUUUUCCAAAUGAGGCUCCAGCACCAAGAGAACUCCUCCUUGUCCUGCUAACAUAAACAGCAACUGGUGCACAUCUAGGAGAAUGGCUGCUGAUAAGACGUGCCGGCGCAAAGGCUGCCGAUAUGAGGUGCUCCAGGUGUAGUGCAAAUGGGAUUGACGUGUGGUACUGCACAAGAGAGUGCCAGGCUGCAGACUACAAGGCUCACAAGCAGGCCUGCAAAGCUGGGGUAGCAAGCUUCGACUCCACCCAUCCAGAAACCACUUCCUAUGGAAACCGCAUGUUCACGUCGCAAGGCCUUCCAAAGGGCCUCCAAACAGUUGCCGCUUCCAAAGACAAUCCCCGGCAAUGGUGCGAAGGUCCGAGCGAAAAGCGGACAUACAUACGGUUUGUAGACUCAUUCCGACUUCGAACAGAGGACGAGUAUUCGUUCAAUGGGGACGUGUCAGGACUGUAUGCGCAAGAAGACCCGAUGCCGUGCUUCAAGCGGUACUUGAAGAAGGCCAAGGCAAAAGGGCUGAUGCCAGACUGGUGGAACGCUGAAAAAGAGGCCGAGCUUCUGGACGUGGCGCGCUCCGACAAGUGGGCGGCGAUCCACUUAGCGGUCGAAAAGAGUGACAUCACUGAGCAUUACGGGUAUGCUUCGAUGGAGCAUAUGGUCCUCCGCGGUUUGGCCGAGCAGGUUACGGGAAGUAGUGUUAUGUCGAUGUUCUAAGCAAGCCAAUGCCAUCCGGUUAUGAAAGGAAACCUCAGUUUGAGAAUUGAUUGGGCCUGGGUGCGUCGACAACACUGUCAUGCAAAUACUCUGAUCCUGAUUGCAAAAAAGUGCUACAAGGUCGGAGUGCGUCAAAGGCAAGGAAGAUGUUGGGAAACUAUUGUCGCUCUACAUGCAAAGGCGGCUGAUUUGAGCAGUUUGCAAACCAGAAGUUCAAAUAGUACUGCAACUAAAGAAUCAUGAGCUACCGCCCGAACCCAUGCCGAUUUGCAAUUGAACAGGAGCCAGACAAUCAUUGGUUCAUGUUCCUUACCUAGUUGCUUGGGCAAACACAUGGCCUACUAGCUAGAAGCGCUGGUACGGGCUGCGCCACCGCCCAGCGACUAGGCUGGGCGGUCAUUCGAGUCGAACCUAACGUAUCCGAUCUGGACAAUGGUCGGUCUGAUCGAGUCAAGGGCUGCGCGCUUCCGUCGGAAGUUCCACGAACACUUAUAUCGAGGUUCUAACUUUUGAG